AUGUUGAUUGCAUUUGCUAUUAUCAAUCUUAUGUUGGUUGCAGUUUUAGUUGGAAAUAUAAACUACCAUCUGAAAUCUGUAAUAUUGGCGAUGUAUUUCGACGUCGACGAUGAUGAUGGAUUAUUCAACCGCGAAGUAUAUCACGUUGUUCAUCAGGAACUUUAUGCAAUAAAUUCUAAUCUCGAUCUAACAGCCUUUGGUGUAAGAAAUGUUCCGACUCACACUGAAGAUGGAAUACCCAUCAGAAAACUAUACGUUUCCAAUUUGCCACCGAAGACAACUCGAACGGAGCUCUUCGGAGUGUUUGCUCAGUAUGGGUUUAUCAAGAGCUGUUGGUUGAGAAUGGGGGACAAAGGACCAAACACUACUCCAACACCUACUUAUGCAUUUGUCACAUUUAGUAAUGCAGCAGAUGCACACAAAGCACUACGAGCGCCUAUUCAUGAGAAGACAUUAAGAGGCAGAAAUCUCAGAAUAUCUCCAGCUGAUAGUUGGCACCAACCUGCUGAAGAUGUGGAUGGGAGAGUACUCUGGAAACCAAACCGCAGGGAGGAGAAUACAUUAUGGAAUAGUGAUCAGCAAAACGGUACAGCUGAAACAUCAGAACAGGUCGAAGAAAACGAAGCAAAUAAUGAAGGGAGUAAUGUUGAGGAAGAUGAUAUAGGCAAUACAUACAAUAUAUUGGAUAUUCUGAAUAGAGAUUGCUUGACGCACAUACUUACAUAUGUUCCUAUUAGAGAUCUUAUACAGUCCGAGAGAGUCAGUAAAAGAUGGCAGGCCAUGGUACAAGAAUAUUUACAGGGUGUACGUAUGUUCAAGACGUCGUGGUGGCAGCACGUGCCGGUCACGUUGACUACUGCUGUCCUCCGGCGUGUGCUGGCUCGUCUAGGCGGCGCGUUGCUCCGACUACAUAUAGACCACCACUGGUCAGCACUUAAUGACCGCACCGCGCACACUGUUGGGAAAUUCUGUCCGCAUCUUGAGGAACUUAAGGUCGUUGGAAUGCAUACGAAAAAUUGGAAUCCACUUAUCUAUGGAUGUAAACAGCUAAAAAGCCUUUCUUUUGUUUCAUGCAACAAGCUAACGGAUUCGAGUUUGGUGCAUCUGGUGAAGAAUGACUCUUGUAUAGAGAGUCUGACGGUCGCCAAUAACACACAUGUGACUGGCUUAUUCCUGACCGGUUCAAAUCCAUCCAGAUUAUCAUCUCUAUCGUUCUACAACUGCUACAGCCUUCAAGGAACUGUUCUCAGCGCAGCUAUAGAUACUCUGCCAAGCCUAACGACAUUAAAGUUAGACGUAUGUCCUGUGACUAUGUGGAAAAUCAUACCGCUAAUACUGAGUAAACUGCCCAAAUUAGAAGAACUAUCUCUCAGCGAGUAUACUUCAGUGGAGCUGUGUCUCGCUCCGCUGGGAGUGGAUGCCUUCUGUAAAUCAAUGUCCGGCCUCAAGGAAUUGAAAGUGUUGAAUCUGAGCAGAAACAUUUAUAUAACUAACGCGGUCCUCAAGACGGUCGCUCAGUCGUGUCCCAAGUUGGAAUCCUUGAACAUAUCCGGCUGUAACUCAAGGAAGAGCUUUCCCCAUCCAGGUGUAGGUGAUGAAGGUCUAAUAGCUAUCGGUUCGUGUUCAUCUUUGACCCGCUUGGACGUGUCCUACCUCGCGACGUUGACUGACUCAGGGCUGUCAACAGUGGCCUUACUGCCUCGACUCACUACACUCAUAUCACGCGGGAACUACGCGCUCUCCGCCGCACCAUUUGUGGCAGCCCUGGCCGCCUGCCCCGUACUACAGGAGAUAGAUGCUUGUGGGUGUGACGGUGUGUCGGAGGAGGUUGUGUGUGCGGCCGUCGCUGCUCUCACACAGAGACCCAGGCCACUCGUACUGAGGCUGGCGGCUACUGGCGCCGCACUAGCUGACGCUGACAGACAGCAAGAAUUGGAGAGUCACAGGUUGCUGACGGUGAACCUGUACGAGGACCGCAGCAACCCUCACCUGAGGGCGGACUUCGUGGACCGCAUCUUCGAGGAGAGUCCCGACGGGUCCUUCGACCUCUACGACCCGGACGACUUCGACGACCUGCUCGGUGAAGGUAAUGAACACACUAAUAAAGACUAA
Molecule: messenger RNA, 2112 nt
Organism: Danaus chrysippus (African queen)
Lineage: Eukaryota; Metazoa; Arthropoda; Insecta; Lepidoptera; Nymphalidae
Source: the annotation of a GenBank genome assembly